AUGUGCAAUAUGAUGUCUCUUGAUCUUAAGAAGACAUUAUAUGAAGUUCAUCCCAGCUUUGUUGAAUUGGAAAGAAUCAAAUCCAUGAGUGUAAGUGAUAGCACACUUGAUAGGCUUGCAGGAAAAGUUCAUGCACUAAAUCAAGAAAAGAAACAGAGGCUCCGGAAGGUCCUGGUGUUUGCUGUUCAUGUUAGUCAUUUAACAAAAGUAUGGCUACAAGAUCUUGGAGGCACACUCAUUGAGUUAUGGAGUCUAACGGACACACCAUUAGAUGAACAGAAAUGCUUUGAUCAUGUUACUUCUUUGAUUUCAGUCUCACAAAAUACAGUGAUGCCUCAAGGAUGCCUUUCACAUGACCUUAUUAAGAAGGUUACAGUUGAUUCUUGA
Triticum turgidum subsp. durum (durum wheat) is the source of this 387-nucleotide messenger RNA. The record is from the annotation of a GenBank genome assembly. NCBI's taxonomy places the organism in Eukaryota, Viridiplantae, Streptophyta, Magnoliopsida, Poales, Poaceae.